Molecule: messenger RNA, 2034 nt
Organism: Triticum dicoccoides
Lineage: Eukaryota; Viridiplantae; Streptophyta; Magnoliopsida; Poales; Poaceae
Exons: 4
Coding region: 1-2034 (677 amino acids)
Source: RefSeq, a predicted model, not a curated record
AUGAGUAUUGAGAACGCUGAUCCGAAAAAAGCUCAGGCCCCCGCGUCGCUCAUCCUGGGUGACACGGGCGGCGGCACCGUCCCCCGCCCAACCUACCUCUCCUCCUGCCCCUCCCUCCCGCCGUUGCCGGAGGACUCUAGUGCGGCUGACGGCGGCGGCGGGGUCCGUGCUUGUGGUUGUUCUUUCCGAGGUCACAGGGACCCAAACAGAUCGAAUCCAUCCACGGUCUCAAGUGAAAGCCAGAUUUUCAAUUGGUCAGACGUGCAUGCGUUGCUAGUCAAGAAAUCAAUCAAGGUGCCUAUGUGCUUGCUUGAGCCUAGCAUGUACGCUCUCAUCGACGGCGAUAGAGACGAUCGACUCUGCAGCUCGUACGACUCCGUGCUUGAUGCAGCGGCCAUCGCUGGUGUGGCUGAUAUAGUAUAUGAACAGUCUUCGCCGCGGAGGACGCUGCAGAGCCAGCUGAGCCGGUGCGAGGACGAGGAAGCCGAGAAGGCGAGGUCGCUUGCUGCCGAUUCGAUGAGCCCUGUGCAUGAUGGAUUGGUGAUAAGCAAACCACCAGGGAUGAGGUUUCCCUUGAGAAGAAAUAUGCCGGCAUCUGUUGAGCCGGCCGGCCACCUCCACAAUGCCAAUGGCUUUGACGCCGUUUCGUUGUCGGGUUCAGAUGGGAGCUCAGGAAGAUUCACUCCCAAAACCAGUGCGAACAUGCAUAGCACAUUUCUUCAGGAUGCGACCAAUGUCCUCUCGCCUUUUGCCAACAAUGCCACCUCGAGAAACCCAUUGAGCUCUGGUGACUGGUCAGGAAGCUCAGCUCCUGACGCUAGCACUGAUGGGUCGACGAGCAACUCGGGUGAGACGGGGUUGAGAGGUGCAGAGGAUGAUGUAGAGAAGCUGAGAAGUGAGAUAGGGACUUUGACAAGAAAACUGGAUGUCUCAGACAUGGAGUUGCAGACACUCAGAAAGCAAAUUGUAAAAGAGAGUAGGCGAGGUCAAGACCUUUCCAAGGAAAUGAGUAGCUUGAGGGAUGAGAGGGAUGCACUCCGAGGAGAAUGUGAAGGCCUUAGAGGGAUGAAGAAGACGAUCCAUGAUGCAAAUGGAUCAGGUAAACGGUUGUCAGACGGGGAAGAUCCCUGGUCUCAGGUUGAGGAGCUGAAGCAAGAGCUGGGCCAUGAGAAGAAUUUAAAUGCAGAUCUACGUGUACAGCUACAGAAAAUGCAGGAGUCCAACUCUGAGCUGCUUCUGGCUGUGAAGGAUCUUGAUGAAAUGCUGGAGCAGAAGAAUAGAGAUAUGUCCAUUUUGCAAGAAGAAACAGUAGAGGAUCCCCAGGAGGCAGAAUAUGAGCAUGCACUGUCAAAUGUGCACAGUGCUGGACACAAGAUGGACAUGUCUGAAACAAGUUCGUACCAAGAGAAAGAAGACGAGCUUAUGUUGGAUGCAUUGGUGAAGAAGAGUGACGGCAUCGCUAGUUCUGAACUGCAAGAGAAGAUUCUUGAACUGAGUGAUGAAAUUGAGCUGUACAAGAAAGACCGUGAGGAUCUUGAGAUGCAAAUGGAGCAGCUUGCACUUGAUUAUGAGAUUCUGAAGCAAGAGAACCAUGACAUCUCUUCGAGGCUGGAACAAACACAACUUAGAGAGCAGCUAAGGAUGCAGUAUGAGUUUGUCCCUUCCCUCGAUCCCAUCUCUCCCGUACGCCGCGCCACCUCUCCUCUCGAUCUCUUCCUCGCUGCCAGCCCGCGACCUCCGCUGCCCCGCAAGCACCACCAACCUCCGCUGCCGCUCAAGUCCAAGAGCCCCGCGCACCCUGCCUCAGCGCCGCCCUUCUCCAUGGAUGCUGCCGGUCGAGCUCAAAGCUCCACCCCGGAGCUGCUCCGCCCUGAGGCCCUGGCCUCGACCUCUUGUGCCUCCUCCUCCCUUCUGCCGGAACCCAAGUCCAGCGCCUCCCCAUGCCAGCGCGACCCCAUGCACCAUCGCCGAACCUCGCCGUCCUUCUGCACAUCAUCACCGGCCCGCUUCACCUUGUUUCUGCCCUGCCGGUGA